AUGGAAGAGCUGAUUCUCUCUCCCUCUCCAUCUUCUUCUUCCCUCGUCUCCCCCAAGUCCUCCAUGUCUCCCACGGCCACGGCCACGGCCACUCCCCCCGGUCUCACCCUCCAGCAGAGGCUUCAGCUGAUGCUCCAGAUCCAGCCCCUCCCCCUUUGGUGGUCUUAUGCCAUCUUCUGGCAACUCCUCAACCACGACGAUGGCCGCCUCCUCCUCUCCUGGGGCGACGGCCACUUCCAAGGCUCCUCCACCGGCACCAACCUCACUCCCUCCUCCCUUUCCCAUUCCCACCGCAACAGGAAGCUCCUCCACCCCAACCCCAACACCCCUCCCCGCCCAGAUGCCUCCGCCGGUGACGUCACCGAUGCCGAGUGGUUCUACGUCAUGUCCUUGACCGGCUCCUUCUCCGCCGGAGAUGGUAUUCCCGGCAAGGCCCUCAGCACGGGGUCCUUGGUCUGGCUCACCGGCGCUCGUGAGCUUGAGUCGUACAAGUGCGACCGAACCAAGGAGGCCGAGCUCCACGGCAUCCGCACCCUCGUCUGCAUCCCCGCCGGUGACGGAGUCCUUGAAUUGGGGUCUUGCGACGUCAUCCCGGAGAACUGGGCCCUUGUUCAGCGAGCCCAGUCUCUUUUCGGCUCCGAUCUGCUUCUUCCCAAGCACCCACCACCACCACCUCCGUUCCAGCUCCACCAGGACCGUAGCGACAUUUCUUUCGCCGACAUUGGAAUAAUUGCCGGCGUUCAAGAGAAUGAUUUUGCUCCUCAAGAUGACCACGAGAAGAAGGUCAAGAAGAAGCCAGAGGCCGCCCCGUUCGGUUCCUCCAGCUACCUGGUGGAGUCCGAGCACUCCGAUUCCGACAGUCCUUUCAUGGCGGCGGUGGCGGCGGCGGCGGCGACGACAGAGAAGAGGAACCCCAAGAAGAGAGGGAGGAAGCCGGGCCUCGGCCGCGACAUGCCGCUGAACCACGUGGAAGCCGAACGGCAACGCCGGGAGAAGCUGAACCACCGCUUCUAUGCCCUGCGAGCGGUGGUCCCGAACGUGUCCAGGAUGGACAAGGCGUCGCUGCUCUCCGACGCGGUGUCCUACAUCAACGAGCUCAAGUCCAAGAUGGUCGACCUGGAGUCCCAGCUACAGAGAGACUCCAAGAAGGUCAAACAGGAGGUGACGGACGCGACCGACAACCUGAGCACCACCACGUCCGUCGACCAUAGCAGCAGCCCGUGCGGAUGCGGCGGAUCUUCGCUGGAGGUGGAGGUGAAGAUCGUGGGGUGCGACGCGAUGAUAAGGGUGCAGUCGGAGAAUGCGAGCUACCCGUCGGCGAGGUUGAUGGGGGCGAUGCGGGAGCUGGAGCUGCACAUACACCACGCGAGCAUGUCGACGGUGAACGACCUGAUGCUCCAAGACGUGGUGGUUAGGGUACCGGAGGGGCUUAGAGGCGAGGAAGAUCUCAGAGCUGCACUUGUUCGAGCGCUAGAACAAUGACUGACUCAGUGUGCGUGGCUUUCCCAAGGGCCCCUGCCUGUUUAAUCAUCUAUCGUGUUAGUGCCUAAUGAAUGCCUAAAUCCCGUGUGGUAUUUCAAAUAUG
Rhodamnia argentea is the source of this 1585-nucleotide messenger RNA. RefSeq names its product transcription factor MYC2. Gene Ontology annotation, cellular component: nucleus. The coding region runs from base 1 to 1482 and encodes 493 amino acids. The record is from RefSeq and is a predicted model, not a curated record. Gene Ontology annotation, molecular function: protein dimerization activity; transcription cis-regulatory region binding; DNA-binding transcription factor activity. Lineage: Eukaryota; Viridiplantae; Streptophyta; Magnoliopsida; Myrtales; Myrtaceae. Gene Ontology annotation, biological process: regulation of DNA-templated transcription. The transcript has a single exon.